This is a messenger RNA of Vigna radiata var. radiata (mung bean), 366 nucleotides long. Its product is annotated as auxin-responsive protein SAUR50-like. Gene Ontology annotation, biological process: response to auxin. The transcript has a single exon. Bases 1 to 366 code for a protein of 121 amino acids. The record is from RefSeq and is a predicted model, not a curated record. Lineage: Eukaryota; Viridiplantae; Streptophyta; Magnoliopsida; Fabales; Fabaceae.
AUGGCUUCUUGCAUGUGGCUCAAGAGUGCCUGUGGUGGUGGAAGUGGGAAGAAGCCGGCGCCGCGGGACGUGCCGCCGGGGCACUUGGCGGUGAUGGUGGGAGAAGAGGCAAAGAGAAGGUUUGUGAUAAGGGCUGAUUACCUUAACCAUCCCUUGCUUCAAAAACUUUUAGACCAAUAUGAAGGUUGUGGGUUCAACAAAAGUGGCCCUCUUGCUAUACCUUGUGAUGAGUACCUUUUCCAAGAUAUCAUCCAGGCCCUUCGAGAUGGAUCAUCCUCUCCUCAUGGGCCCCUCAAGAAGCUCCAUUUCAAGGACUCCGUGCCCUUACUUCAGGACAAUGAUGGCAAAGGGAGCACCAACAACUAA